This is a messenger RNA of Lagopus muta (rock ptarmigan), 3973 nucleotides long. It is a transcript of the gene FIGNL1, whose product is annotated as fidgetin like 1. NCBI's taxonomy places the organism in Eukaryota, Metazoa, Chordata, Aves, Galliformes, Phasianidae. Gene Ontology annotation, molecular function: ATP hydrolysis activity; ATP binding; microtubule severing ATPase activity. Bases 133 to 2259 code for a protein of 708 amino acids. The record is from RefSeq and is a predicted model, not a curated record. The transcript has 2 exons.
GCUCGUGGUGCGGGCUGGGUGCGUGGAUGUAUCGUGGUGCGCUGUGCUCCGUCCUCUGGAGCGAUUGGUGACCGUUAGGCCUCCUCGCCUCAGGAGUGAGGAGCACAUUUCGGGGCGUCCCUUCGGCCAGGGAUGGAGAAGCGAGUCCUGGCUGGGCGGGCUUGGCCUGCUGGGAGCGGUGCCGUGUCAGUGAUGGAGGCCCCGAUGCAUGGCACCGUGCACCUGAGCGACUGGCAGAAAAGUUACUUUGCUAUUGCCUCUGGCACCUGCACACCCGGACAGAAGGCUGAUGAGUACCGUGCCAAAAUUCUGCGUAUUCAGUAUGCAUGGGCAAACUCUGAGAUCUCUCAGGUCUGUGCUGCCAACCUCUUUAAAAAAUACGCAGAGAAAUACUCUGCAAUUAUUGACUCUGACAACAUAGAGACUGGCUUGAAUAACUAUGCUGAAAACAUUUUGACUUUGGCAAAGUGUCAACAAAAUGACAGUGACAAGUGGCAAUCUGCCUUGACAACAGAGAAUGUAUUUGGUUUGAAGUGUGUGCAGGAGAGGAUGCAGGCUGGCAAAAAUGUCCAGAGCUCUCAGAUGGCACCAGCAGAUGCCCUUGUACUAGCUGAUAAAGGGGUCAGUGCCUCUGCUGCUCCAGGCCUUCCCAGGCUCAGUGCCUUCAGCAGCACCGGUGAGGGUGAACGCUGUGCUAGCUCAUCAAAAAGUACAGGUCGGGGCCCACAUCUCCUUGAGCAUCCCUUGUCUUCAAAGUCUCUCCAAAGCAGUGUGCCUCCUGUGACCAAAACUUCAGAUAUACUUCCUGUGUCUUCUGCCUCCUUAAGUGAACAGAUUCAUACGGGGUUCCAGGCGGCACCGCUGUUUGGAAAUAAAGAAAUGACAAGUGGUCCUUCUCUGAAAAUUCCAGGUAACUGUAGUGAUGGACAAAAUUUGUCUCUUCCCAAUCAGUCAGCUGUACAAGCAUGGUCUGGGAAAAGAAAAGCAUUUUAUGGCUUGACUGAUAAAGGCAGCACUUCCACUUCUAGUCUUGCUCCAUGCCAGGCUUCCAGUACUAUGGAAGCCAACAGUUUUUCCGGGAAUAGAAAUGGAAUUGAAGAGAGUGGUGUUCCUGGUUUUAGAACUGCCAAAGAACAGCUGUGGGUGGAUCAGCAAAAGAAACCUCAGAGUCUACAACAGCGUGCACCAGUCUCAACAUAUGGAGGUGUAAAAAAGUCACUGGGUGCUGGUAGAUCUCGGGGUCCAUUUAGCAAGUUUGUUCCUCCAGUCCCAAAACAGGAUGGAAAUGAAAACGGAGGAAUGCAGUGUAAGCCUCAUGCCAGAGGGCCAGCGGAUCCUUUACUUCCUGUAGAUGAACGACUGAAAAGUAUAGAACCAAAAAUGGUGGAACUCAUUAUGCAUGAGAUCAUGGACCAUGGGCCUCCUGUGAACUGGGAUGACAUUGCUGGAGUUGAAUUUGCUAAAGCGACAAUAAAAGAAAUUGUAGUCUGGCCUAUGCUGAGGCCAGACAUCUUUACUGGGUUACGUGGUCCUCCUAAAGGAAUUCUUCUCUUUGGCCCCCCUGGAACUGGGAAAACUCUCAUAGGCAAGUGCAUUGCUUGCCAGUCUGGAGCUACUUUUUUUAGCAUCAGUGCCUCUUCUCUGACUUCCAAAUGGGUAGGUGAGGGGGAAAAGAUGGUCCGUGCACUGUUUGCUGUGGCACGAUGUCAACAGCCAGCAGUGAUUUUCAUUGAUGAGAUUGAUUCUCUGUUGUCUCAGCGUGGGGAUGGGGAGCAUGAGUCUUCAAGGAGAAUAAAAACUGAGUUUCUGGUCCAGUUAGAUGGGGCAACAACCUCCUCUGAAGAUCGUAUUCUGGUGGUUGGUGCAACGAAUCGGCCCCAGGAAAUUGAUGAGGCUGCCCGAAGGAGACUUGUGAAGAGACUCUACAUUCCUCUUCCAGAAGCUUCAGCUAGAAAGCAGAUUGUUACUCGUCUGAUGUCAAAGGAGCACAGCUGUCUCAGUGAAGAGGAAAUCGAGCUUAUAGUUAAGCAAUCAGAUGGGUUUUCUGGGGCAGACAUGACACAGCUGUGUCGUGAAGCUUCUCUGGGCCCUAUCCGCAGUCUUCAGUCCAUGGAUAUCACAACCAUCAUGCCAGAGCAAGUACGACCCAUUGCUUUUGUUGACUUUGAGAGUGCCUUUGGAACCGUGCGGCCUAGCGUGUCCUCGAAGGACCUGGAGCUGUAUGAAACCUGGAACCGGACAUUUGGCUGUGGCAGAUAGUUGCAUUGUAACUUUUGCAGAAACAGUUCUUUAGCACUGUUAUGUAUUAAACCUGUGAUCAUUUAGUGUAUCCAUGCUGCUUUUUGUUUUUAUCUGUCUUUGUAAUAAACACUCUAAAUUUACGCAGCCAGAUGUCCAGGUGUUGGCAUGAGGUGUAGCUCAUUGAAAAAACUGAGGAAUUACAGAGAGCUGCUGUGAAGGAUGGAUGGAUGAGUUUCACUGAUGUUAAGGGGAAGAUGAUAUCAGAACUAAAUAAUUUGGUUAGGGGUGUAGCAAAGCUGGAGCUAAUGGGGAAACUCGGGGGCACAAUGAGUUGGAAGGGAGACAGGAACACAGGAAGGAAAGAAUCAUGGUGGAUGAGGAAAGAAACUCAUGGAAAAAUAGAAGGGGGGAGGAAAGAGAACAGUGUCGUGUAAAUAGUGGUGUUGUUUGACUGAGACCUGCCUACAUCACUGUAGCCUAUUCCCAGGUUGUUAUUAAACUCUCUUUCUGAUUGCUUUUCUGUUUGACUUUGUUUUCUAUUCUGUGUCUGUGUGCAUGCCAUGCCUCAUCUGGAGGGCACCAACAACUGUAGAAGAGGCCAAGAGUCAUAGGGGGCUGUAGGCUCCCAGGGCCAGCCAUGGACUUUCCAUUGUGUAGGGGUAGGGUGAUGUGAUUCCUCAUGUCUGCACAAACUUCUCUAGAAAAAAUUACUAGCAAUCUUCAGGUUGGACUGCAAAUGGAAAUUGCAAAUGCAAAUGGGAGGAAAGUAGCAUCUGGAAUGAACCAAAGUAUGGCCUUUUGGCAGAGAAGUUGCCUCCAUCCCUGCAAGCAUUCAAGGCUAGGCUGGAUGUGGCUCUGGGCAGGCUCUGGGCAGCCUGGUCUAGUGGUUGGUGAUCCUGCUCAUAGCAGGGGGUUGACACUAGAUGAUCAUUGUGAUCCUUUUCAAUUUAGGCUAUUCUGUGAUUCUAUGAAGAGGAGGCUCAGAGUUUUGCUAUGACUAUUGCAUGAACUUAGAUCCUAUGGCAAUGCUUGAAGGACCUGUGAACAUGGUGCUCUUGUGAAGUGAGGGAGUGAGGAGGCCUGGGUGUACUGCUGGUGAGGUUCAAUCCUGUUCAUGUGGAGACAAGAAAUGAAAUAGGGCUGUCUGUAGUGCUGUUUAUGCUGUUAGAUAGGAAGAAGAAACGCUGUGUCCCAAAGUCAACUACUUAAAAUGUUUUCUAAUAACUGUGGUAAAAUUACUAACUAGGUUCUAUUUUGUAUUCUUACCUAAGGGCUUGAAGAAAGGCUCUGCCAUUUUGUUCAAAUAAUCCAUCCUUGCCCACUGGCUGGAUAGAGUUGAACUGAAAAUAUGUGAAAUGCUUUCAUUUUUGUAGGGCUGACUACAGUGGUAUCUGGGGUUUAUUUUCACUUUCUCUGAAGCAUUUCUCCUUCUAUUAGGAAAAAGCUGAUCUUAAAAGCUAGUCAUAAGAUUUUUCUAAAGUGGGAUAAAUUAUUGAUGCUGUUUAGCUAACAUUUUUUAAAGCCAUUUGGGAACUGCAGAAAGCUAUGAGACUAGCGAAGCUUAAUUUUGGAAUAAUUUGGAAAGUUUAGCAUUUCUUUUUGUUUAAUCACAAUAAGCCCUAACAAUCAGUUCUAGUUUGUGUCUUCAGAAGCAUGGGCUGUGUGAGGAAUGGUUUUGCAGAGACAUAAAAAUUCAGGUAUGCGAAUUUAUCUUAAUUUUUGAAAUAGUGGA